CAUAACGUUAACACAAAAAAAAACGCAUAGACAGAAUCUCUCCUUUUUAUUGACAAAAUAACCCUUGAAAAUCCAGAGAAUCCUUUUCUUUCUCUCUAUAUACGUGUAGAUCUCUCCAUGUCUGCAUCUCUCCCUCUUCUCUUUUCGCUUCAGAGAUUUUAUCAAGACAACAUAAACUUUUAGUCUUUUUUGAAAGAAAAAAAUGGGCUCGGUUCCACCUGAACUGAGCUUGGAUUUUGUUAGGCCUUCUUCAACAACAAAAACAUUUACUUCAGCAAUAAAAACAUUUACGUUUUUGCCUGAAACGAUAACUGAUUUUCUCAAGGAGGUUUCCAUGAUCGAUGAUGCUGCAGUGAAGGGUUUGAAAGUUGAUAGUUUUCUUAAUGACUUGGAAGAAGAAAAGAGAAAGAUCGAUGCUUUUAAACGAGAGUUACCCCUUUGCAUGCUCCUUCUGAAUGAUGCGAUUCAAGUUGUGAGGGAGGAGUUGAUGCAAUGUGGAACAUCAAACAAUCAACAACCAGUAUUGGAAGAAUUCAUUCCCUUGAAGAAAAAAAUCGAUGAUCAUGGUGAUGAUCGUGAAAGUGAUGGUUUAAUACAGGAGAAAGACUCUAAAGACAAGAAAAACUGGAUGAGUUCCGUUCAGUUAUGGAUUACUGAUGAUCAUCAUCCCUCUACUGAUUACUUGUUUGAUGCAAAACAAAACUUCAAAUUAGAAUCUAAGACAAACAAGAAAGCAAAUCAGUAUGUGAAUGAGGAUGCAUUCCAGGCUUGUAAAGGCAGGACUGCAGCAAGAACAUUUAUGCCAUUUAAAGCCUACCCUGGUUCGUCAAGGAAAGAGGAUGACAGUAAUAGAGAGGAAUUGCCGGUUCCUGCUCUUUCUCUUUUAACUCCUGGAAUUAAGAGCAUAAAAGAGGAAUCCAACUCUACAGGUUCAAGAAGCAGUUGUAGUAGAUCAGUUUCUACUACUGCCCCGAAUUCAGAAUCAAAUUUACGAAAUGGACCUCAAUCCCAGCAGCAGAGUUCUAGGAAGCAUAGGAGGUGCUGGUCACCAGAAUUGCACCGCCAGUUUGUCAAUGCUUUACAGCAACUUGGAGGCGCUCAAGUUGCUACUCCCAAGCAGAUUAGAGAACUUAUGCAAGUUGAUGGCUUGACCAAUGAUGAAGUGAAGAGUCAUUUGCAAAAAUACCGACUUCAUACACGGAGAGUGCCACCAGCUACAGCCUCCGCCCCUGCAAAUCAAUCUGCUAUUGUUUUGGGGGGUUUGUGGAUGGCCCAAGAUCAGUAUGGUGACUCCUCAAAGGCUAACAGUUCCAAGUCUGGCUCUCCCCAAGGCCCUCUGCAGCUAGCUGUAAACACAGGAGGGACCUCCACUACAGGAGGUGAUAGCAUGGAGGAUGACGAAGAUGCAAAAUCUGAGGGCUAUAGCUGGAAAAGUCACAUUCACAGAUCAGGAAAAGAUGUAUAGAGUUUGUCCACCAUGAAUUUUGCAGAUAAACUAUACAUGAUAGGAUUAUAUAAUUAUAGAAAUAAUACUAGAAAAAUCACAUAAUUAAAGGGGAAGGUUCUUGAGAAUGAGUGACGCUGUUAAAUUUUGCAGGAUUAGCUUUCUUUCUGUCUUAAAAUUGAGUGUCUGUAUUUGGUUGGAAUUGGUAUAAAAUUCUAAGACCCUUUGUGUUCAA
Messenger RNA from Populus nigra (black poplar), 1679 nucleotides. Its product is annotated as transcription factor HHO6-like. Bases 203 to 1465 code for a protein of 420 amino acids. NCBI's taxonomy places the organism in Eukaryota, Viridiplantae, Streptophyta, Magnoliopsida, Malpighiales, Salicaceae. The transcript has 5 exons. Gene Ontology annotation, biological process: regulation of DNA-templated transcription. The record is from RefSeq and is a predicted model, not a curated record. Gene Ontology annotation, molecular function: DNA-binding transcription factor activity; DNA binding.